CAGUGAAUUGGAAUCUACGGGAUAUUAUGAGGACCGCUGUCUGCACUUUUUUGCUGUUUGCUUUUGGUGUUACUACUACCACUGAAGAUCGAGUCACUGAUGGCUCGACCUGCUCCAAGUAUGAUUUCCACACGGAAAAAGGUGACUGGGAGGAGGCCAAGAAAAACUGUGCCAAAAACAGUGGUUCACUUGUCUCUAUGGAAACCGAAAAAGAAUGGCACUUUGUUACGAACUUGACCAAGAAUGAAAAAAAAACACGUUGGUUCAUUGGUUUAUUUGAAAGCGCUAAUAGUUCUAAUACGUGGUACUGGUUGAGUGAAAGCAAAGCAUGGGUUAACGAGGGUUCUAAUGAAACAUGGCGUUGGAAUGAAGGAGAACCAAACAAUCAUAACAGAGAAAAAUGCGUGGAGGUGAUGCAAAAUGGAAAGUACAGCAACAUAGCCUGUCAAAAAGCUUGGUAUGAUGACGAUCCGGGAUAUAUAUGCGAAAAGCAAGUCAAUUGUUCCACUGUUUCAUCGAAAGCAGAUAUUUUCAUUUUGAAAGGUAGAGAACCUGCGUCAACCCACCAGCUGUUAGAGACAAAGACAACAGCCACCUCCCUCAGAACUCAAAGGAAGAAUACAAAAACUGAAGAUCGGCAUGAGAUGCUUUCAGAAG
Messenger RNA from Stylophora pistillata, 657 nucleotides. Its product is annotated as macrophage mannose receptor 1. Lineage: Eukaryota; Metazoa; Cnidaria; Anthozoa; Scleractinia; Pocilloporidae. The record is from RefSeq and is a predicted model, not a curated record.